UUACUGCCUGAGAACUACCUCUUCAGUGUUAACCUUGGAAGUAAACACAUCAAGGCUGAGCUGCAAACAGGAAGCAUAAAGCACGCUCUUGAGGCAAGGACCUCAGUGUCUAACUAUGGAGGUGAAUUGUCUCUCAUGAUUGACACACCUUUUGAAAAUAUCAACAAAGUUACACUUGAUGCCUCACUCAACUUCCAGAACAAUGUUGAGAUGUAUAUCGCAGCCAACUUUGCCAACACUGUCAAUUCCUUCCGGUUCAAUUUGGACAAGGAAAACAGGAAGUUCAUCAGCAUUGUGGAAUCUCCAUAUGUUCCAACAGGAAUGGCUGAAGCUGAAGCUAUGCUCACAGGAAAUACAAAGAACAUGCAAAUGAAGAUGGCAUUGAAGAAUGCUGAAGACACAUCAUCUCUGGAAUCCUCAACGUUAAGAUCGAAUCUUCAAGAAUGUCAAUACCAACCUCAAGAUUCUUACGCCAUUCAAGGGUUACAAGAAGAUGAACUUCGGUGCCCGCUACCUUAAAGAUGAGGUGACCAACAUUUCCGUGUAUGCCGACAAGCCUCUCAAGUUUAAGGCAGAACUUCAGUUUGGAAACACCGAGGAUGCCGUGGCAGCCAACUUGGUUGUUGAAACUCCCAUCGAAGACUUCGAGAGGAUCGAAGCCCAAAUGAAGGUUCCCCUGUACAGGUUUGCUCCAAGGUGAUGCUGACUCUCCCUCACAACCGCUACGGUUUUACCGCAGAUUAUGGCAGCGACUCUUUCUCUCAGAAGUUGUCUGCUGGCGUGACGGUGAACGAAGAGUCGUAUGACGGAUACUACUCUCUGAGAACAAAGGCACCUUACGAGCUGGCUUACGGCUACGACUUCGCUCACUUGGCAAGCACGCGUUUCCAUCUUAGAACCGACUCGUCAUUCUUCUCCGUGU
Messenger RNA from Penaeus vannamei (Pacific white shrimp), 922 nucleotides. The record is from RefSeq and is a predicted model, not a curated record. NCBI's taxonomy places the organism in Eukaryota, Metazoa, Arthropoda, Malacostraca, Decapoda, Penaeidae.